AUGCCAGCGAUUAGUCCUGUGUUGGGUUUGUCUCCACUGCUGCUGGUAUGGCUGCUAGUGGGUAAGACCGUAGACAGCCCUGUGCUUGUCUGGGUUGUCGACGGCGAGUCCUCGGCCGAUACGCUAUUCGGGGACAACGGGGACGAGGUCGAAAUUGAGGUCGAGGUCGAGGUCGAGAUCGAGAUCGAUUCAGUAACCCCAGUCGAAUUCUCAGUUGGAGUCGAGGCCGAACGAAAAGUUGUUGUAGUUGAGGCUCCUGUCGCCUUUGUCGACAGUGUCGACGUCCUUGCUGUGAUCGAGGUGGUAACAGUAGUCGAUACACCCGAGGGAGCCGCUGGGACAGCUGGCGUGGGUUUGGAUUUGUCGGUGCUGUCGGUGCCGUUGUUAUCGUCAUCCGGGCAAAUGCCCGAGUUACAUGGAUCGAUCGAACAACAUCCCUGGAACGGACCCUUGGAGCAGACAUACCAGGCCUUGCCUCCCGAGCAAGACAUUAUCGGUCUGGUGAGCUGGAGCAAGUGA
Molecule: messenger RNA, 519 nt
Organism: Aspergillus melleus
Lineage: Eukaryota; Fungi; Ascomycota; Eurotiomycetes; Eurotiales; Aspergillaceae
Exons: 1
Coding region: 1-519 (172 amino acids)
Source: RefSeq, a predicted model, not a curated record